Messenger RNA from Aspergillus nomiae NRRL 13137, 1389 nucleotides. RefSeq lists its product as uncharacterized. NCBI's taxonomy places the organism in Eukaryota, Fungi, Ascomycota, Eurotiomycetes, Eurotiales, Aspergillaceae. Gene Ontology annotation, cellular component: mitochondrion. The transcript has 3 exons. The coding region runs from base 1 to 1389 and encodes 462 amino acids. The record is from RefSeq and is a predicted model, not a curated record.
AUGGAUAAUGGGGCUGAGGUAUUUGCGAAGCUCCCAAAUCCAAAUGCUGGGCCCUCUGGAUACACCACCGCUUCUGAGGUCGCUACGCACGUGUUGCUACGUGAUGUUUUCAAGAUUCCCGUUCCACAGGUUCUUGCAUGGUCCUUUGAUGCAACAAAUAGCCCUGUUGAGGCGGAAUAUAUCGUUACAGAGAAGGCACCAGGGAUCAGACUUGGCUCUGUCUGGAGCCAAUGGCCACAGGAAGCGAAGCUGAAGCUCAUCAGACAAAUUGUUGACAUAGAGGAUAGGUUGACCACUAUAUCAUUUUCUCAGCACGGCUGUAUUUAUUUCAAGGACGACCUUCGUUCAUUGGCCGGAGACGCAGAGGACAUUAAUAUCGAGUCUCCUACUGCUGAAUCCCUCAGUCGCUUUUCCAUCGGGCCAUUAACGUCCGCAGAACUGUGGGAGGGUACUAAGAGGGGUAUGCGAUUAGACCGUGGUCCCUGGCGUGACCCACAAGAGUAUACACAAGCAUUAGGGCGAAAUGAAAUUGCAUGGAUUAAAUCACACGCCUGUCCUCGAAUGAAUUACUACAGGUCAGACCGAGAGCAUGAGCUUCCUGAUGAUGGUGUUGCUCUUCUUACCAAGUAUAUGGACGUGGCACCUUAUCUAGUUCCUUCACCCACCAAUGAAGCAGCAAUGUCCAAAGUGAUCUGGCACCCUGAUCUUCACCUGGACAAUGUCUUUAUCGAUCCGGAUACAUAUGAAAUCACCUCCAUUGUGGACUGGCAAUCUGCAUGUAUUGCUCCUCUAUUCUAUCAAUCGGAAGUUCCGAGGAUGUUUAGACAUCCGGGGCCUGUUCGAGAGGGCUGGGUUGUACCAGAACGUCCUGAAAACUUCGAUACCCUAAGUGAAGACGAGCGAAGGAUGAUAGACGAGAAUUUGGAAAGUGAGACUAUACAUAAAUAUUACGAGGCUCAGGUUUACAAACGAGCACCUUCUCACUGGGAUGUACUUCACGAUUCAUCCAUUCCAAUCCUCAGGAAACCUGUCUGGCUGGUAAGUGGCGUGUGGCAAAAUCGGGAUCUCUUCUUCUUGCGUCAGUCACUUCUAUCCCUCGCUACCCAUUGGCAAGAAAUUUUUGCAAACGAUCAGUUAACCUGUCCGAUCGAGUUCACCGAGGAGGAACUUGAGCUUUACUCUAAGGAGGAAGAAAAUAUUGAUGGGGUUGGACGCAUGCUUGCAUUGUUUCGGGACCAGGGGGUCCUACCAGUCGAUGGAAUGGUGGACCCGGAAGACUACGAAACUGUUAUUGAAAAUAGACGCAGAUUCAAGGACAUCUUUGUUGGAUUGGCCAAAGAUGAAGCCGAGAGGAAGUUAUAUGAAAAACUCUGGCCAUAUCAAAUGUGA